CUCAGUCCCAGAGCCUUCGGGGAGGGCCAAGAGCUUUCAACUUGGGGGGGGGGUCCACAGGAGCAGGCGCGUCGUCAUUGGCCGGGGCGGGGCGGGGGUGUCCCAUUGGCCCCGUCCGGACCGCCUCGUGAUUGGCUCCUCCCUCGGCUAUAAGGCGGCGACCGGCUGGUCCGUGGGAGCGCGCGGGAGCGCACGGCGGGGGCGGCGGCUCGGGGAAGCAGGCGAGCGGAGGCCCGUGGCCGGGCGCCCAUGGCGUUCGCGCUGCUGCGCCCGGUUGGCGCGCACGUGCUGUACUCGGACGUGCGGCUGCUGAGCGAGGACGAGGAGAACCGCAGCGAGAGCGACGCCUCGGACCAGUCGUUCGGGUGCUGCGAAGGGCUGGAGACGACGCGGCGCGGCCCAGGUCCCGGGGGCGGGCGGCGGGCAAGCAGCGGCGCGGGCCCGGUGGUGGUGGUGCGGCAGCGACAAGCGGCCAACGCGCGCGAGCGAGACCGCACGCAGAGCGUGAACACGGCCUUCACCGCCCUGCGCACACUCAUUCCCACUGAACCGGUGGACCGAAAGCUGUCCAAGAUCGAGACGCUGCGUCUGGCGUCCAGCUACAUCGCGCACCUGGCCAACGUGCUAAUGCUGGGCGACGCAGCCGACGAUGGGCAGCCGUGUUUCCGCGCGGCGGGCGGUGGCAAGAGCGCGGUCCCCGCCGCCGACGGCCGUCAGCCGCGCUCCAUCUGCACCUUCUGUCUCAGCAACCAGCGCAAAGGGGGUAGCCGUCGUGACCUGGGGGGCAGCUGCUUGAAAGUGAGGGGUGUUGCCCCCCUCAGAGGGCCUCGGCGAUGAGCCUGGUCCCUGCAGUGUUUGCUUCAAGAAGGACUCCAGAGAAAGAGGCUAGGAGCCAGCCCCUCACUGGACAGAGGAGAAGAUUCCAGAAGCCCAAACCACUCCUGCUUUGUGUAGGGACCAGAGGACAAUGGCCUGGACACAGGGCCCACCCUGGAGAGCCAUGAGGACCCAACUAGCCAUUCAGGCCCAGCUGGCCAAGGACAAGGCAGAAAGUUCAGAAAACCAAAGACUAUUUUUGAAAGUGUGUGUGUGUGUGUGUGUGUGUGUGUGUGUGUGUUAAUGUGAUAUGUGAGAGAAUUUGGUGGGGUUAAAAUAAAGGUAUUUUUAAAU
Molecule: messenger RNA, 1170 nt
Organism: Mesocricetus auratus (golden hamster)
Lineage: Eukaryota; Metazoa; Chordata; Mammalia; Rodentia; Cricetidae
Gene: Tcf15
Product: transcription factor 15
Biological process (GO): regulation of transcription by RNA polymerase II; developmental process
Molecular function (GO): protein dimerization activity; DNA-binding transcription factor activity, RNA polymerase II-specific; RNA polymerase II transcription regulatory region sequence-specific DNA binding
Source: RefSeq, marked provisional